Messenger RNA from Colletotrichum aenigma, 729 nucleotides. It is a transcript of the gene mal3, whose product is annotated as Microtubule integrity protein mal3. Gene Ontology annotation, molecular function: microtubule plus-end binding. NCBI's taxonomy places the organism in Eukaryota, Fungi, Ascomycota, Sordariomycetes, Glomerellales, Glomerellaceae. Gene Ontology annotation, biological process: spindle assembly; regulation of microtubule polymerization or depolymerization; protein localization to microtubule plus-end. Bases 1 to 729 code for a protein of 242 amino acids. The transcript is spliced from 4 exons. The record is from RefSeq and is a predicted model, not a curated record. Gene Ontology annotation, cellular component: microtubule plus-end; microtubule organizing center; spindle midzone.
AUGGGCGAAUCCAGACAGGAACUCAUCCAGUGGUUGAACCAGCUGCUGUCCCUCAACAUCACAAAGGUCGAGCAAUGCGGUACGGGCGCGGCGCUAUGCCAGGUGUUUGACAGCAUCUUCAUGGACAUUCCCAUGUCCAGGGUCAAGUUCAACGUCAACAGCGAGUAUGCAUACAUACAGAACUUCAAGGUGUUGCAAAACACCUUUGCCAGACAUCAGAUCGACAAGCCCAUCCCCGUCGAAGCCCUCGUCAAGUGCAAGAUGCAGGACAACCUCGAGUUCCUUCAAUGGACCAAGAGAUUUUGGGACCUGAACUUCCCCGACCACGACUACGAUGCCGUCGCCCGCCGAAAGGGCGCUCCCGUGUCCGGCGGUGGCGGUGCCGCCCCCCGCGCCGCUCCUGCUGCCGGUGCUGCCAGACGGGGAGGCACGACCCCCUCGGGCGGUCCCCGCGUGGCCAAGGCGGCCGGCCCCGGCACCGCCGCCCUGCAGCAGGAGAACGCCACCCUCAAGGAGACUGUCGUCGGCCUGGAGCGUGAGCGUGACUUCUACUUCAGCAAGCUCCGCGACAUUGAGCUUCUCGUGCAGCAAGCCGUCGAGGAGGACCCCGAGCUGGAAAAGCAGGAGGACGGUCUCGUCAAGCAGAUCCAAACGAUUUUGUACUCGACAGAGGAGGGCUUCGAGAUCCCCGCCGAGGGCGAGGCUGCCGACGAUCAGGAGACCUUUUAG